AUGCUCAAAACGGAUUUCAAGCCGUCAAAGGUCAUCCAGCCGUUCUACACGGGCGGCAAAGUCGCACUCGACCGCAACGGGCGGAUACUGGUCACGACGCUGGGCGAGGAUGUGCUGGUGACAGACUUUGAGACGGGCGACGAGCUGGCGAGGAUCGAGGGUGAUUCGGAGCAAGUCACUACGUUAGCUCUUACGCCUGACGCCUCAUACUUGAUCAUCUGCUCCCGCUCCUACACAAUGCGCAUCUACACGCUGUCCAUCGACUCCGACCUCGAAAAGCUCACCGUAACACCCACGCUCCAGCGCUCCAUGAAGGCGCACACGUCGCCCAUCAUUGUCGCCGACACGGACCCGACCGGCACGCUGCUGGCCAUCGGCGCGGCGGACGGCCUCGUGAAGGUCUGGGAUAUCAAGGGCGGGUAUGUCACCCACAACCUGCACGGCCAUGGCGGUGUCGUGUCAGCGCUGCGAUUCUACGCGCCGGAGAGCGUUGGUGCGCCGACGCAGGCGGCGGCGGCAAAGAAGGGGGGAAAGAAGGGGAGGAGCGAUGCGGGGGAGAUGGGGUGGAGGCUGGCGACGGGCGCGGACGAUACGAAGGUCCGGGUGUGGGAUUUGGUGAAGAGCACUUGUGUGGCGGUGCUGGACUCGCAUGUGAGUGUGGUGCGGGGGCUGGACUGGUCGGCGGAUGGAAAGACGCUGGUGAGUGGUAGCAGAGAUAAGGUUGUGUGUGUGUGGGACACAAAGAGCUGGAAGCUCAAGGGGACCAUACCGGUUCUUGAGGAGCUGGAGAUGGUGGGCUUUUUGGCGCCGGGGGCGCUGCGGAUUCAGGGCGAGGAGGAGGAGACUAUGGGAGAUAGCGUUAUCUACAUGGGCGGACGGAGGAAUCGGAUACGGCUGUGGGAUCUCAGGGCCGGGAAGGAGAUCACACGGAGUAGUGAUGAUGAAGAGGCAGAAGACGAUGACGAAGAGCGGGAAGCUGAUGGAAUUGUCGAUAUCAUCUACCACAAGUCACUGCCCUCUCUCAUCUCCAUUCAUAACGACCAAACAAUCCUCGUAAACUCCCUCACACUCCCUCCCACCACCACCACCCUCCCCGUCACCCGCCGUGUCUCAGGGCACCACGAUGAAAUCAUAGACCUCGCAUACCUCACCCCCACCGACACCCUCGUCGCCCUCGCCACAAACUCAGAAGACGUGCGCAUCGUCGACCUCACCAAGGGCUUCGGCGACGUCGGCGUCCUCCGCGGCCACGGCGACAUCGUCAUCUGCCUCGACCGCGACUGGUCCGGUGUGUGGCUGGCCACCGGUGGAAAGGACAAUGAGGCCCGUCUAUGGCACAUUGACGGCGACAAAAGCGAGUUUACCUGCCACUCACGGUUCGUCGGGCAUGCGGAGAGCAUUGGUGCCAUCGCGCUCUCUAGGGCUGUGCCGCAGGCCGAAAGCAAAGCGGCAAAGAGCUUUGCGCCGCCAAAGUUUGUGAUCACAGGGAGCCAGGACCGCACGAUAAAGAGGUGGGAUAUCCCGGCGCCAGGAAAGAAGGCAAAGGCGAUGUAUACGAGGAAGGCGCACGAGAAGGAUAUCAACGCCAUUGACGUGUCUCCGGAUGACGAACUGUUUGCGUCGGCCUCGCAGGACAAGACAGUCAAGAUCUGGUCGGUACAGGAAGGCGAAGCGCUCGGUGUCCUGCGAGGCCAUCGUCGCGGUGUGUGGUCUGUCAAGUUCGGGCCCGCAUCUGUGACUGGUGCCAUCGUUGGCGGCGCCGAGGGCGCCAAGGGCGGCAGAAUGGUGGUCACGGGAAGUGGCGACAAGACCGUGAAGCUGUGGAGCUUGACGGAUUACAGCUGUCUGAAGACAUUUGAGGGCCAUACAAACAGCGUGCUAAAAACUGUCUGGCUGAGUGGUGGGCUGCAGGUUGGAAGUUCCGGCGGAGACGGACUAGUCAAGGUCUGGGACGUGAAAUCCGGAGAGUGCAACGCUACUCUGGAUAACCACGAAGACAAAGUCUGGGCCCUAACAGUCCGUAAAGACGACCACGUCCUUGUCUCCGGUGGCGGCGACUCCGUCGUCACUUUCUGGGAAGACAUCUCCGAGAGCACGCGCCAAGAAGCCUCCAAGCUCGAAUCCGAGCUCAUCGAGCAAGAGCAGAAGCUCCAAAACUACAUCCACAACUCCGACUACCGCUCCGCCAUCACGCUCGCCCUCGGCCUCAACCACCCCGGACGGCUACUCUCUCUCCUCACCGCCGUCACUACUACGUCGCCCGCCGAGCCAAACUCCAUGUCCGGGCUCGCCGCGGUAGAUGAGGUCCUUGCGUCGCUGGGUGAUGAGCAGCUGUUUGUGCUGCUUUGCCGCGUCCGCGACUGGAACACGAAUGCAAAGACGGCAAGCGUGGCGCAGAGGAUUCUAUAUGUGAUUGUCAAGAGCUACAGCCCGCAGCGGUUGAUAGAGCUGAAGGGGGCAGCGCAGGUGUGGGACGCGCUGAAGAGCUAUACGGAGAGGCACUACAGAAGAGUGGAAGAGCUGGUGGAGGAGAGCUAUCUUGUGGAGUAUACACUACGGGAGAUGGAGGACGUAUUUGGAGAUGAUGGAGUGACAGGCGAUGAGAUUAUGGUUAUGUAG
This is a messenger RNA of Morchella importuna, 2619 nucleotides long. RefSeq lists its product as uncharacterized. NCBI's taxonomy places the organism in Eukaryota, Fungi, Ascomycota, Pezizomycetes, Pezizales, Morchellaceae. The record is from RefSeq and is a predicted model, not a curated record. Gene Ontology annotation, cellular component: nucleolus; 90S preribosome; small-subunit processome. Gene Ontology annotation, molecular function: U3 snoRNA binding; protein binding. The coding region runs from base 1 to 2619 and encodes 872 amino acids. Gene Ontology annotation, biological process: endonucleolytic cleavage in 5'-ETS of tricistronic rRNA transcript (SSU-rRNA, 5.8S rRNA, LSU-rRNA); endonucleolytic cleavage to generate mature 5'-end of SSU-rRNA from (SSU-rRNA, 5.8S rRNA, LSU-rRNA). The transcript is spliced from 5 exons.